This is a messenger RNA of Mytilinidion resinicola, 887 nucleotides long. RefSeq lists its product as uncharacterized. NCBI's taxonomy places the organism in Eukaryota, Fungi, Ascomycota, Dothideomycetes, Mytilinidiales, Mytilinidiaceae. The transcript has 2 exons. The record is from RefSeq and is a predicted model, not a curated record. Bases 1 to 693 code for a protein of 230 amino acids.
AUGUCUCCUCAGUCUUCCCACGCGGCAUACUAUGUUGCAACGCAGAUGGCACUUGCCCACAAUGGCAUUCUCCGCGGGUUGAACUCCAUCUAUUUCCAAGCGCCGUACAUACCGCGCGAAGACCUGGUCGCGAUUCGAGACUUCCUGACAUAUUGCCAGUGCUGGGGUGAAUCCAUGCAGCACCACCACGAUGCCGAGGAAGAGAUCUUCUUCCCCAGCAUAGAGCAGAUAUCAGGUGUCGAAGGAAUCAUGGCUCAAAAUAUAGAGCAACAUCGAGCAUUCACGCCGGGAUUUGAUCUGUUCCAGGAUUACGCUCGGACUUGUCUUCCCAAAGACUACGACGGACAGAAGAUCAGGAGCCUCAUCGACGAUUUUGCGGAGCCAUUAACUCGACAUCUACAUGAUGAGAUCGAAACCCUACGAGGUCUCGACAAGUACGACAGCGGGCGUGUACGGCAGGCGUAUCAGCGCUUAGAAAAAUCCCUAAUGGCUACAGACAAUUAUCGAAUCGCCCCCCUCGUGUUUGGAACCUCAGACAGGACCUUCGAAGGCGGCAUGCAUGACUUCCCGUCUGUACCAUUCUUUGUGCCUUAUAUCAUUCAACACGUGUUUGCUAGGCGGCAUCGUGGCGUUUGGCGAUACAAUCCGUGCACUAUUUGGAGGGAUCCCAGAGAAUUGGCCUUCAAAGAGUAAGCACAGAGGAUGUCACAACAAGUUCUCUUGGUAUUUGUGCACAGUUCGGACACCUGGAGGUGACCAAAUGGCUGAAGGAGCAUGGAGUUAACGUGGGCGAGAAGGACUGGCCAUAUGCUAUGUCCAGGCCCACAACAACCCGCACGCUAGCAUCGGAGUCCAUACGAUAAUCCUCUGCUAGCCGGUCUAGCCUC